AUGAAAUACAUAAAUGUUUCGAUUGUUGCCGCAUCCUUUACUUUGGUUAGUAGUGUUUAUGCCAUUCUACCAGAGCAGCAACCUCGUGCAGGUAGACUACCUUCAAAUUCAGAUUCUUCAGAUUCUUCGGAUCAUUCAGGCUCCUUGAUUGCUGCAGGUUCUUCAGGUUCUCUGAGCUCUUUGGAUUCUUCAAGUUCUUCGGGUGCUGCAAGUUCUUCAGAUGCUGCAGGUCCUUCAGAUGCUGCAGGUCCUUCGGGUGCUGCAGGUUUUUCGGGUGCAAUCAUUUUCAAGUCGACAAGCAAAUGCGAAAAAAUGUUGCAAAAGAUGAAGGAUAUUUCCAUGUCAUCGCAAGAAAUUGCAGCUAAAUAUCUAGGAACAGGCAAGCUUGUAAUUGACGACUUAAACUAUAAUCUUGACGAUGAAGACGGUGAAAGCAGUCAGGAUGGAGGUUGCGGCAUGUUACGACACGAGGACAGACAUAGGGUUGUUGGGAUACUCGUUUCCGUUAUAUUACCAUCACCAGGACUGCCAGAUUCAAAAGGAAGAUAUAAAUGUGGAGGCUCGAGUUUAUGCAGAUCUAAAUCGCUUAGACACAAAAUGAAAAAGAUCACGGAUGUACCUAGCAUAGCAUUGGCAGCUGCUGAAAGGACCGCUUCAAUUUACGGAUACGAGCUUGGGUCUGUUUUGGCCUCACUUUGGUCGUUCGCCAAAACGUGCCUUGAUUGGACUAGAAGUAACUUGAAAAGACUGAAAGGAAUCGUUUUAAAAACCAAGGAUGGCCCAACGCUGGAACUGUUUUCAAGGUUUAUCGAGCACUAUAAACGCAUUAAGUAUAUUUCUAAAAACGAAAAAACACAAUUAUACAGUAUAAUCAUGAAUUUAAACGAUGGUGUAAUCAGCGCUCUAGAUGCGAUUAAAGAAGUUAAAUCUAUAAUAGCUGAAGUUCAAGAUGGUUUAAAAGAUAUGCAUGCUUGGUCAUAUGGAACAGCAGUCAACACUUAUUUGAAGAAGGAGUCAUACGACCCGAGUCAUAUUCGAGUUAUAUUUGAGGAUUUGACUUUAAUUCAUAGGAAAAUGCAGGCAAGAGCACGGUAUCUAUAUAGAAAACUGGAGAGUGCUCCAUCAGAGAACUAAUGUGACUUAUUUUCGUAUUCAUGUAAAAUGGGAUACAUGUCACAGUACAUAAUAAACUACCGGUUUGUCAAAUUUAAUGUGUAAUAUUGUGU
Molecule: messenger RNA, 1226 nt
Organism: Batrachochytrium dendrobatidis JAM81
Lineage: Eukaryota; Fungi; Chytridiomycota; Chytridiomycetes; Rhizophydiales
Exons: 1
Coding region: 1-1134 (377 amino acids)
Source: RefSeq, a predicted model, not a curated record